AUGAGAUUCAUCGUCAUUUUCUUCGCGACUGGCAGCCUACUGGCAGGGCCAGGCUUGCCCAACUUUGCCCACGCUGCGCCUCUAAAGGGCUGUCUUGGAUGUAUCGAAGGCACCAGCUCUCGUUUCUCCGAGGCCGCGCAACACGGCUCGCACGAGCGCGUGGGCGUGGGCGUGACAAACAUGCAUCACGACUAUUUGAGCUCCAGCGACAUUCACCGUACCUACGCUGACCCGAAUGAGGACCCGCUCAUGCUGUACGGACAUCCAGCGUUUCAAAGGCAACCAAAUCAUGGUGAAGCGGAUGCUCAACUUCAUGGCGGCAGCCUCGUGUCCGGUCCAAGUCUCGUAUCCGGAAGUGGCCGUCAUAGAGAGGUCAGGGCGCACUUUGCGACGCCCGGCACCGAGUGGAAAUACAAGGGCACAUAUUUGAAGCAAAAGAAAGGACCAAGUGUGGGAAUGAGGCUGCCAGUGUCGAAAGAUGACUUGUUCUACGAUGCAACGCAUGGUGGUGGCGUCGUGGGAAAGAUUCACCUCCCAAGGGGAAUGAAGAAUCAAAAAGGUCUCUACGACAUUACGAGAAACAAUGUUCCCGCGUAUGGCACCGCUAUGCGACCCAACAGAGACCAAGCGCUCGAUGCGAUGCGAGAUAUGCGAAAUGCUCGUCCAUCUCCUUCAUGGCAUGCGCCCCAUCAGUGA
Messenger RNA from Ceraceosorus guamensis, 696 nucleotides. RefSeq lists its product as hypothetical. The coding region runs from base 1 to 696 and encodes 231 amino acids. The transcript has 2 exons. NCBI's taxonomy places the organism in Eukaryota, Fungi, Basidiomycota, Exobasidiomycetes, Ceraceosorales, Ceraceosoraceae. The record is from RefSeq and is a predicted model, not a curated record.